AUGGGAGGAUGGGUUUUUACGGUAGAUCUUUGCACAUCUCUUGCAACGCCAGAUGUACAUCUCUUUCAACGGCAUUUGAUUGCUACUUCCCAUUCUGCCAUGCUAGGAAAAUGUUAUAUGCCGGUACGCACAAUUAAAAUGGCUAAUCAUGAUAUAGUGACUGAACUAAUUGAGAGCUUUAUUCAACAGGAGAACUAUGCGUUAUUGGGACAACUUCGUUCUGCACAACAAGAAGCAGAAGCACUGCGUCAUCGUUUAUCGAGACUUUCAACGUUAUACGGAAUGGUCAACUUGACAAAUAAUCGUUUGAGUAACGAGGUCGAGACAAUGCGCACAACGAUCGAUAUGAUGGAUAUUAUAUCACGUGAAUACUUUCUCAACAGUCAAGAUGCUCGAGAACGUUGGGGACCCUAUUGCAGUUUUGAAGAUGAAGAAUUUAUGAGAAUGGCAACCGAAAUUGAUGUUGAAUACGACUUCACAGGCAUGAUGGAGCCUAUCUUAGAAGGGGAAUUUAUUCCAAUUGUACAAGAAGAUGAAUAUGAAGACAUGUUUAUGGAUGAAGAUGACAUGUUUGUUUAA
Messenger RNA from Plasmopara halstedii, 579 nucleotides. RefSeq lists its product as uncharacterized. The coding region runs from base 1 to 579 and encodes 192 amino acids. The record is from RefSeq and is a predicted model, not a curated record. The transcript has a single exon. NCBI's taxonomy places the organism in Eukaryota, Oomycota, Peronosporomycetes, Peronosporales, Peronosporaceae.